CAAUAUUAAUAAACUUUAAAUUCUAUUUUCUUAUUUCUGCGAUCAAAGACUCGGCCGCUGCCGUGUGAGCAGUGAAGAAGGGUUUCCAGCGCCGACCAUGACGUCCAACUCUAACUUAUCCACCAUGAGGCGGCUGGUGGAGCAGCUGAAGCUGGAGGCCAGCGUGGAGAGGAUCAAGGUGUCCCAGGCAGCGGCGGAGCUGCAGCAGUACUGUCUGCAGAAUGCGGGGAAGGACGCGCUGCUGGUGGGCAUCCCUACAGGCAGCAACCCCUUCAGAGAGCCGCGCUCCUGCGCUGUGGUGUAGAGGUCAGAGGUCACGCCACUGUGCAGCUGUCACUCACAGACAUUCGCUUUGCCAACGAGGGAUAAGGAACUGCUCAUCUUUUACAGCUGCAGACGAACAUCACUGCCUGAAGACCAUUUUUGCUUUGCUGAGUUCUUUGUACAUAAAUGCAAAAGUACUUGUCGUCCUUCUGAUGAGGCGUUAAUUAAAGGCAUUAA
Messenger RNA from Salarias fasciatus (jewelled blenny), 501 nucleotides. It is a transcript of the gene gng10, whose product is annotated as guanine nucleotide binding protein (G protein), gamma 10. The transcript has 3 exons. NCBI's taxonomy places the organism in Eukaryota, Metazoa, Chordata, Actinopteri, Blenniiformes, Blenniidae. Gene Ontology annotation, cellular component: heterotrimeric G-protein complex. Gene Ontology annotation, molecular function: G-protein beta-subunit binding. The coding region runs from base 98 to 304 and encodes 68 amino acids. Gene Ontology annotation, biological process: G protein-coupled receptor signaling pathway. The record is from RefSeq and is a predicted model, not a curated record.